This is a messenger RNA of Wallemia ichthyophaga EXF-994, 1617 nucleotides long. RefSeq names its product Serine/threonine-protein kinase CBK1. The transcript has 2 exons. NCBI's taxonomy places the organism in Eukaryota, Fungi, Basidiomycota, Wallemiomycetes, Wallemiales, Wallemiaceae. Gene Ontology annotation, biological process: peptidyl-serine phosphorylation; intracellular signal transduction. Gene Ontology annotation, molecular function: protein serine/threonine kinase activity; ATP binding. The coding region runs from base 1 to 1617 and encodes 538 amino acids. The record is from RefSeq and is a predicted model, not a curated record.
AUGCAAUCAUACAACGCGGCUCUACCUUAUAGACCUAGAUAUGGGGGUGGUGGAGCGCCACACAUGGGUACUCAUGAGGCACCACAUCCAACUAGAUUCGCAACGGUGCACUCACCAGACGGUGGAAUAACAUCUCCCAAUGCUUUGGCUCAGAUGAGUGUGGAUGCACGCCAGAAUGCUCCUUCAAAUCCACAUUCGAACAAACCAGCUGAUUACGUUUACUUCAAGCGCGAGCCCCACCUUUUCUCGCGCGAGGCCGUACCUAGAGCUACAGCAGCUAAAAUGCGCCUUGAGCAGCAUUACAAGAUGGCUGUUGAGCAUGCUAUUGAGCGCAAUCAGCGUCGUAUCGAGACUGAGAAGAGACACGCAGUCCGUCAUCAUAUAUCCUCCCCAGCUGAGCUCGCACAGAUCCAGCAGCGUCGACAAAUCGCUUUUGAGCGGCUGGGCGAGAAGGAGACAUCGUUUGUACGUCUCCGUCGCACAAAAAUAGGUCUGGAUGACUUCAAGACCGUUAAAGUUAUUGGAAAGGGUGCAUUUGGUGAGGUGAGACUGGUGCAAAAGAAAGACACUGGAAAGAUCUACGCAAUGAAAACUCUCCUCAAGAGUGAAAUGUUCAAGAAGGAUCAACUUGCACAUGUACGUGCUGAACGUGAUGUACUUGCUGAGAAUAAGUCGCCGUGGGUUGUUAAUCUUUACUACUCAUUCCAAGACGCAAAGUAUCUCUACCUACUCAUGGAGUUCUUGCCGGGCGGUGAUUUAAUGACCAUGCUGAUUAAGUAUGAUACUUUCAGCGAGGACGUUACCCGGUUUUAUAUUGCAGAGUGCGUUCUAGCAAUUGAGGCAGUCCACACUCUCGGCUUUGUUCACCGUGAUAUCAAGCCUGACAACAUUCUCAUUGACAAAAAAGGUCAUGUAAAGCUCACCGAUUUCGGCCUCAGUACCGGUUUUCACAAGAAGCACACAGCGCAGUACUACCAGCGUCUGCUCGACCAGGGUGGUGAAGGGAAGAAAGAGCGGAAUAGUGUUGCGAUCGACAAAAUUAAUUUGACUAUGUCCCGUCAUGACCAGAUCCAGACAUGGAAGACGAAUCGUCGCAAAUUGGCCUACUCGACAGUUGGAACGCCUGACUACAUCGCUCCUGAAAUAUUUCUGCAGCAAGGCUACAACCAUUCAUGCGACUGGUGGAGUUUGGGAGCUAUUAUGUUCGAAUGUCUCGUGGGCUAUCCUCCAUUCUGCGCUGAGAGCGCACACGAGACAUAUCGCAAAAUCAUCAAUUACCGUGAACAUCUCUAUUUCCCCGACGACGUUCAACUUUCAUUUGAAGCGGAGGAUUUGGUGAGAAGGUUGAUGUGCGCACCUGAGUACAGACUGGGGCGGAACAACGCGGCGGAAAUUAAACAGCAUCCUUUCUUCGAUGGUGUUGAUUGGAGCUGUAUCAGACAAAUAGAUGCUCCGUUCGUACCCCACCUCCGCUCCAUUACUGACACAAGCUACUUCCCAACGGAGGAGCUUGAGUCUGUGCCGGAAACUCCCGCUGGAGCUGACGUUACUGGUGAUAGCAAGGACUUGGCUUUCAUGGGCUAUACAUUCAGGAGAAUGACUAUGAACGAAUUUUAG